CCCACUGAUAGCGGGCACUUACUCACCUUUCCCUAGAGAGUAUAUAUACACACACAACCAACCUAAUGCCUCUCAGCUGGUCUCUCUGCAUAAAGAUAUCACAUCAACAAAGAAGGGGGAAAACCAGGUAAGAGAGGAAUUCUUUGCUAUGGAUAUUAGCCAACUUUACAGCCAGGACUUGCUGGUGCUUGGGAAAGGAUGCUUGCCUAGGACCUGAACAUAAAUGGGGAGAUAUUUAGGAGGGUCUGCAUGAAGCUGUUCUAUGACAUCCCAGCACAACUUGGUGCAUUCACCUACAGGGGACUCUUCCAGGGUGCGCAACCCAUUUCUGUGGUUUGCUGCUAGGAGCGUUGAGCUACACAGUCUUCUUACACAAACAUCCUAGAACAUGCCCGGCACCCACCUGGUAGCUCUGCAUGGCCAGAGGUGAUCAGGAGAGGAAGGCAAGCUGUCUUUGCAACAUCCUCCCUCCUCCAGGCCAUGAUGGGCAUAAUGUGGAACCACGGGGCUGCCCCAUUCACUCGCAAUACCACUGGUUCGCUGUGUACAGUCACACUUUUCUUCAGUCCCUGUUAGCUUGUUUUCUCCUGCUCCGGAAGAUAGGACUUGAACCAAUCACUUCAAGUUACAAGAAAGGAGAUUCUGACUAAACAUCAGAAUGAACUUUUAAGAGCUGUUCUACCAUGGAAUGGACUCCCUUGGAAGGUGGUGGACUUUCCUUCCUUGGAGGUUUUUUUAAGCAGAGGUUGGGUGGCCCUCUGUAAUGCAUGCUUUAAUUGAGAUUCCUGCAUUGUAGGGGGUUAGACUGGACGAUGAUUCUAUGAACUGAUCGUCCUGAUUGGUAUUUUAUUUACCAUGGACAUUGCCACCUUAGAUUUCCACUAAAGGAAGGAAGGAAGGAAGGAAGGAAGGAAGGAAGGAAGGAAGGAAGGAAGGAAGGAAGAAAGAAAGAAAGAAAGAAAGAAAGAAAGAAAGAAAGAAAGAAAGAAAGAAGUGGGGUGUGUGUGUUGUACUUCUGCAAACCUUACAGUUCCCACGAGCAUUCUGAUAUUUGCCUGUUGUUUCUCAGUGGACUUGUUUUGGUCAACAUAGUUUUCAGCCCCCACCAGUUGAGUUUCCUAUUAGAGGAGGUCACCAAGCUUUUAGCACCUGUAGGUGGACUUGCAAAUCAGGGAAACUGUUGUGUGCAGCACACACACGCAGCAGCCUAUUGGCUACUCGAUAGCCACCUCCAAAACUGAAAAAUCGGUGGAAUUUUGAUAUCGGUGGUUGAAAUCAGUGCAGUUUUGAAAGGUUCAAUCUUCUAUCUUGAUUCAAAAUGGCAUCCAGUCGUAUUCAAAUAUAGUUCAAAACUUGCCUCUUGAUCUCAGUUACCAUUUUGUAAAAUUGAGUUAAAGUCAAUGCAAUUUUGACAAGCUUCAGUCCACCCUCUCGAUUCCAAAUGGUCUCCAAUUGCAUCCAAAUGAAAACUUGAUUCCUGUUCUUGGGCACCAUCAUGAAAGAAAAAUGUUUGCAAUAUCUUAAGAGGUGUCCAAAUGCACAGUGAACAGGGAAACAACUUCCCCUUAAAAAAAUGUUUCUUUCAAGUCUAAUUUCAGUGGGGAGGGGGAGGUGAAUCUGUGGGAACCAGGAAAGGUCUCCAAUCUGAAUAGCUUUAAAAGGUGAGGGGUAGAUAAACCAAUGGUGGAUGACUAUCAGUGGCUACUAGUCAUGAUGACUACAUUAUCACCAGUAUAUGAGGUAGCAUGCCUCUCAAUUCCAGCAUUUGGUGAUUCUGAGCAGGAGAAACAACAACAACUUAUUAUUUAUACCCUGCCCAUCUGGCUGGGUUUCCCCAGCCACUCUGGGUGGCUCCCAACAGAAUAUUAAAAACAUGAUAAAACAUCAAACAUUAAAAACUUCCCUAAACAGGGCUGACUUCAGAUGUCUUCUAAAAGUCAGAUAGUUGUUUAUUUCCUUGACAUCUGAUGGGAGGAUGUUCCACAUGGCGGGUGCCACCACCAAGAAGGCCCUCUGUCUGGUUCCUUGUAACCUCACCUCUCGCAGUGAGGGAACCACCAGAAGGCCCUCAGAACUGGACCUCAGUGUCCAAGCUGAACAAUGGGGGUGGAGAUGCUCUUUCAGGUAUACUGGGGCAAGACCGUGCUGUUGCAGUCAUGUUCUGUUUAUCUGGGAUUCCCACAGGUACCUUGCCAGCCACUGUGAGGACAAAAUGUUGGACUAGAUGGGCUUUUGGUCUAUCAGGGGUCUAUACAUUUUCUGAAUGACAACCCUUCAUCAAGACACUAUCCUGUUCUUCCAGUUCUUCUAACACUUCCUCAUAGGACUUGGGGUUGUAGCUGGUGUUACUUCUUCUCCAAGUGUGCCCAUUGAAAUCUAUGGACAUGGCUUUGUUCCAUUACUUUCAAUGGGUAUACUCUGAGUAGAACUUAGUUGGAUGCAACCCUCGGUUUCCAGACCUCUCAACCACCCUGGUCACCCUCCUUUAGACACACUUUAUUUUGUUAGUCCUCCUUAGAAUGUGAACCACUGUUAAAGACCCAACACACUUAUGUAUAAAUGCAUGUGGAUGAAUACCAAGGUACCAUGCAGUGCGCACUCCACUUUCUCAUGCUCUGCGGUUGCCCAUGUACUGCUGAUAACACUAUUGAUAGCCGUAUGUUUGCCUAAUGUGUCUAAAAAGAACAAACGCCUUCCUUGUUUUAAAUGACAUCAGGGUAACCUACGGUACAGUAAAUGAUGUUAGUAGCUCACAGCAGUGAGUGGAGAACUCUCACUGGUCGGUCAUGGGUUUUGGCAAUGACAUCACUGAGAGUGUUAGAGCACUGAGGUGGGCUCAGUUUCCACUGAAAUAACCAUCCCAGUGGGAAGAUGUCAGGGGGAACAAGGCAAAAUAUAUUUUUUUGGGCCCCAUCCUCUGUUGGGGUGUAGUGCUGCAAGGCAGCAGCAGUGCUCCAAUUGCAGGUGAAGGGAAUCUUCGGCACUCCAGAUGCAGCUGAACUACAACUCCCAUCAGCCUCAGGAAGGUUGGCCAAUGGUCAGGGCUGACUGGCGUUCAGCAACAUCCGGAGGCCAAAAGUCCCCCAUACCUGAUGCAAUACAACCUUUUGUUGAAGACUCCACUUAGCUUUUAAAAUACAGUGCAUCUGACAAACGCAAGGACUGUGAAACCCAAGGUUGGCAGUAGGUGUUUGUUUGAGAAAUCUUGGGAGGAUUCAUUGGUGCUGCACAAAACAGCGUUAUGGGCUUGACAUCAAGCCCAAGCCUUAUGAGUAACAGUUGAAGGAGGUUGAAGGUAGAACUUUCUGACAGUAAAAGCUGUUCAAGAGUGGAAUGGACUCCCUUGGAAGGUUGUGGACUCUCCUUCCUUGGAAGUUUUAAGCAGAGGUUGGAUGGCCAUCUGUCAUGGCUGCUUUAGUUGAGAUUCCUUCAUUGCAGGGAAUUGGACUAGAUGACCUAAUGUACCUUCCACUCUACAGUUCUAUGAUUCAACAUUUGUCCUCAGAGGGGUGCAAAUCCCUUUGUUUGGACACCCUCCUCUUUCUUAUCAAAGGUUUCUUAUCCACGACCCACCCUGAAAUCCAGCGACCUGGUUUCCCUGAAAGAGAGUUCCAUAUCAGCUUAUGAGUACGGUAGACACGCCAGUCCUGAUAAAGGAUAAAAUGCCAACAUCACAGUACCAUUCACUGCCUCCCUCCAGUCUCUGCUUCUCUUAUAAGAACACAAGAAGUCUCUGCUACAUCAGGCCAAUGGCCCAUCAAGCCCACCAUCUAAUUCUCACAGAGCUACGCAGGUUCCAAUGAGAAGCCUGCAAGCAGGACAAUAGUACUCUCCCCUCCCGUGGCUUCCAGAACCUGAUAUCCAGAAGCAUUACUGUCUUAGACCAUGGAGGCAGAGCAUAGCCUUAUAUUCCAUGAAUUUGUCCAAUCCUCUUUGAAGGCCACCCAAGUUGGUGGCUAUCAUGACCUCCCAGGGAAGUAAAUUCCAUAGAAUGUGCUUUCACCUGUCCCGAAUCUUCCAACUUUCCAUUGGAUGUCUAUGAAUUCUAGUGUUAUAAGAGAGGGAUAAAAGGUUUCCUCUAUCCACUCUCUCCAUGCUAUCUACCCCCAGCUUCAUUGCUACCCCUCAUUUCAGAUGACCAUCAUACCCAGCUAUGGCAGCUUUGAAUGUCUUCCUUUUCCCUUGGCCUGCUUGCCAUCCAUUCUUGCCAUCUCCGUUACAUGGUUUUCAGCUGAAAUGUUCUCCCCCCCCCUCCCAGAGAGAUGUGUUUGCUAUGCGGGUGUGACCCUCCUCUUGCUCUCAGGUGCUGUGUGUCCACAGAAGGCACAUUCUCCUUGCAUACGCACUCCUCGCAGCACACGCCCUGGGGUCCUGCCCCAAAUUGUUUAGCAAAGAGGGCAGGACAGUCCUUUGUCUACUGGCCUUGCCCAGAUAUUCCCUUGGGUGGGAGCAAAUGGGAUUGCUAUCUGAAAUAUUGUCACACAAACCGCAGGGAGCAGUUAACUAUUAGUGACGGAAAUUCACCUGCAUUUUAGAGUGACUUUCUUCUAAUAUGCACAUAUUUCAGUGCAAUUUUGUCCGAUACACCUAUUUGUGCUAAUGCAUUUUCGUUCAUUAUUUUCACUAAUAGAUACAUUUUAAUGCACAUUUUGCCAUAGUACCCUAGCAGUGUCUAGGCUAAGGUCCAAGGUAUCUUAAAGACUCUAUUCUGUCAUAUGAACCUGCCUGGGUUUUGAGGUCUUCAGAGGAGGCCCUUUUCUCAGUCCUGCUACUCUCACAGCAGUCUUGGUGGGGACACAGAAGAGGGCCUUCUUGGUGGCUGCUCCCAGACUUUGGAACUCCCUCCCUAGAGGAGUGAGACUCCCUCCCUCCUUAUUUUCCUUCUGCUGGCAGGUGAAGACCUUCUUGUUCCAACAGGCCUUUGGGAAUUUACUGCUUUUAAUUAAAGAGCUGGUGCUCUGCUGUUUUUAUUGUAAUUAUUUGUAUUGUUUUAAUAGAUUAUGUAUAUAUAGAGAGAGAGUAUUAAUUCUAUCAGUGCUUAAUUUUUUAACGUUUUUAGCAAUUCCUAUUUUUAUCUAUAACCCACCUUGAGUUCCUGUUAGGGAAAAGUGUGGGGUAUGUACAUUGCUGUCAACUUUUCCUUUUUCUUGCGAGGAAUCCUAUUUGGAAUAAGGGAAUUUCCCUUUAAAAAAGGGAAAUGUUGACAGCUAUGGGUAUGAAUAAAUAUGUAAUAUUAGUAAUAACAUCUGGAGGUCACACCUGCAGUAAAGCUUUAAUAUGGAGAGACCAAGGGGGUGAAAAACAAUACAUUUUUGCAAAUUUAUUUACCCCAAAUAGGGAUGGGGACCCUGUGGGCCUUCAAAUGCUGUUAGACUCCAAAUACCACCAGCUCAAGCUGGCAUGGCCCAAAGUCAGGGAUGAUGGGAGUUGUUGUCCUGCCUGGGAGACCAGGGUUCAAAUCUCCCUAUGGUCAUGAAGCUGACUGGAUAACUUUGAGUCAGCCACUGUCUUUCAACCUAUCCUACCUCAAAGAGUUGUUGUGAGGAUGAAACAUGAAGAGGGAGAACAAUCUGUGUCACUUUGAGCUUCCUUGGAGGAAAGGUGGGAUAGAAAUGUAACAAUAAAAUUAAACAAAUAAAUAAAGAGCUGUCCUCCAUCCCUGAUGUAUAUUAUCAUGGGUUAUUUUGGAGGCAGGUCAAGAUUGGAAAGAAAAAAGGAGAAUGUCAUCCUCAUUACUGCUUCAGGCGGCAAAAUGCUUUGACCCAGGUCUGCUAGGGAGAGACUUCAAAAAUACAAAACCAAAACCAUUGGAACUCACAACCACAUGACACACGAGAGUGCCAUUUGUCCAGCUGUAACCACCAUAUGUUGAUUAUUGCUUGCUUUUUUAAAAAAUUAAAAAUAAAAUCUCCCAUCAUUUUGGUAUUGCAGUUGCAGAAACCUCCUCUGUGGGAUAUUUUUCUUCCAUUGACACCAGAAAACUUCAGUUCCCAGAAUCAUGAAGUUGUUUCUUCUCUAUCUUUUUGCUGCCUUGAUAGCUGCAGGUGAGUUGAGUCAUAUUACUGAAACCUGGUGGGAUGAAACUCAUGUCUGAAGGUAGCAACUGAGAUGUAUAACUUGUUCAAAAUGCAUAGAUCAAACAGGAAGGAAGGAGGAGUAGCAUUAUAUGUAAAGGAUGUGUACACUUGUGAAGAAAUCCAUGACCUGGAGCAUGGAAAGCUGGUAGAGAGUAUAGGAGUAAAAAUUGUAGCAGAGAGAAAUAGUGACCUUACUGUGAAGGGUCUGCUAUAGACUGCCAAGCCAGACAUGGACGAUAUCUUCCUAGAGCAGAUUACCAAACAUUCACAAAGGAGAGAUAUAGUAGUCAUGGGAGGAGACAGCCUGGAGAUACAGUAGAGGCUCAAAAGGCUUCAGUCUGCGAUCAGCCUUUGUCAGAAGAAGCUGCUCAUUGGGAUCUGUCCACGGUCCUGAAGCUACAUUCUCUGUGGAGUCUGUCAUUGGACCAGAACACAACAGUAGAGUCCUGUUGCAGCCAAUAGACAAUGGCCACACAUCUAAACUGCUUUGAUAAAACUUUAAACAGCCACGGCUUUGCCCCAAGAAUCUUGGGAGCUGUAGUUUGGUAAGGGUGCAGAGUGUUUUUAGGAGAGGCCCCCCAUUCCCCUUCCAGAGUGGUUUAACAAUCAAUCCAGCAUAGCUGUGUGAGGGCAACAGGAGCCUCCUAACAACUUUCAGCACCCUUUGCAAACUGCAGAAUUCUUUGAGGGGAAGUCGUAUCACAACACUAUAAAUUCAUGGAGUUAAUGAGGCGUACGUUGUGCUGUUGUGAUUGGGUGUGGCGACUGCAGCAGUGUCUCUGGCACAGCAGUUGGUCCCUUACCUUUCCCGCCCCGACCUGGCCACAGUGAUCCAUGCGACAGUCAUCUCCAGGCUUGACUACUGUAAUUCGCUCUAUGUGGGGCUGCCCUUGAAGCUGUCCCAGAAACUCCAGCGGGUGCAGAAUGCUGCAGCGAGGCUCCUCACGGGGUCUCUGCCAUGGGAGCAUAUUCACCCAGUGCUUUUCAAGCUGCACUGGAUCCCGGUGGAGUACAGGAUCAAAUUUAAGGUGCUGCUUUUGACCUUUAAAGCCCUUCACGGCCUACUACCCUCGUACCUAUGGGACCGCCUCUCCCGGUAUGCCCCAUGGAGAGCCUCAAGGUCCAUAAAUAGCAACACCUUAGUGGUCCCGGGCCCUAAGGAAGUUAGAUUGGCUUCAACCAGAGCCAGGGCCUUUUCAACUCUGGCUCCGGUCUGGUGGAACGCUCUGCCUCAUGAGACCAGGGCCCUGCAGGAUCUGAUUUCUUUCCGCAGGGCCUGUAAGACAGAGUUGUUCCGCCUGGCCUUUGGCUUGGAGCCAAUUUGAUUCCCUCCCUCUCUUUCUUUUUUCUUUUCCUUCUCCUCCUGCAAUGAGGCUACACUUUAAUAUUUUAAUGUUUCAAUAUUUUAAUGUUGUAUUUUUAAUUUUGUUUUUAAGUUGUAAUCAUUUAACUUGUUUUUAUUAUUGCUUGUAGGCCGCUCUGAGCCCGGCCUUGGCUGGGGAGGGCGGGGUACAAAUAAAAAUUAUUAUUAUUAUUAUUAUUAUUAUUAUUAUUAUUAUUAUUAUCCUGAAUUCCUCAGAGGAAGGUUGGGAUUAGAAAAUAAAGCAUAAACAAAAGAAAUAAGAACCAGUGUUGCUCAUCAUCAUGGUAGUUGCGAUUGUUUACUGUUUUCAAUGUUAUUAUUUUCCCCCCAGCAAACUCCCUGGACUGUGACUGUAUUGCUGAUGGAAAAGAGUGUCCAAGCAAAGUUUGUACAGUUGAUGAUACUGGAGGAUCCUGCAUUUCAGCAGCAUGGAAUUAUACAAAGAGUAGGUAGAUGUGUCCCUGGGGACAUUUCCAGAAAACACUAACAGAAGCCUUUCUAGAAACCUAAUUAAAAGGUGUGUGCGGGGGGGCGGGGAGGAGGAAUGCAGCCAUGAUCAUUAUGAAUCUGAAGAACACAUCAAAUGCCAAUUGCACUGUCUGAAUAGUGCAAACCCACCAGCAUAUUACAGAUGGAAUCAGUUACACUAUCAAGAACUUGGUUGUGUUUACACGAAAGAUCACUGCUGACCACAAGUGUGAAUACACCAGUGCUUGAUUAUGUGCAUUUGUGGUACAUUUUAAUGAAGGGGUGGGUAAAUCUCAGGUCUAGGGGCCAAGGGCAGCCCUCUUUUUCUGGCCUUCCACUCUCUUCCCAGGCCCCACUCAUCCUGCCCAGGCAACACCCCUCACCGGUCCUCCUCCAUGCCCUCUUCAGUUUGGAAGCACCCUUGAACUUGUUUGCCUGGAGGUAGAACAAUGUGUGUAGACCCCCCUGACUUUUGCAUGGCUGGAAUCUAGCCUAGGGCACAAAGAUACGAGUCACAUUUGCAGCUCUGCCCACUUUUACCCCUGGUCCCUCCCACCCCUAGCACUUGUCAGUGAUAGACUGCGACCCUCAGGCUGAAAAGGUUUUUCCUCCCCUGCUUUAAUGGAUGAGUGAUAUUGUUUUGGUCAUUGGUUUUAACACGUUAUUUUUUAUCUCCCUAACUCCCUUCUAUUUCCUUCCCCCUUUUUUGAAACACAAGAUUCCAAAGCAAUCCCUGUUAGCUUCCAAGGCUGUGAAAGCAACAAGACCAGUUUCGAUGCAUGCAAAGAGGGGGACUUAUUCUUCACAGCUGGGAAAAAUUUUACGUGGAACUCUGUAUGCUGCAAUAAGACAAAAUGCAAUAGUCAUCUACCUGAAGGUAUGUGGGGUCCAGAACUGAUUAAGGCUGAGUAGGAGUCUCAGAAAUGAGUAUAUCAAAAAUUUUUUCAUAUCCCAGGAAUCCUAACAGAAGGGCAAUAGGGAAGUUAUUUACGCUGCAUACUAAGUAAGUGAAAUUGAGGAUGAAGCACCCAUAAAAAAAUUUAAGAGCUUUCUUGUAUUGAUGAUUGUGAAUAGACCUAUUGCCCUGGCUUUGCACAACCUGAUGAAAGGACAUGCUGUUCAUUAAUGGCUGCAAGAGUUAUUUAGAAUUACAGAUUGUCAAAUUUUGGUUGUGCCUUAUUUUUUGGUCACUUUGAAAUCUUAUUCCCUCCUUUGAGAUUCCUGAAAGGUGGGGGAAGUUAUUACACAACACUGUGUAGGGAAUGAUUUGUAUGGGAUGCACAAUCUCUGCUGUUCUAUAUGUCACAGUGUUGCAUCUUUGCUGCUUUUGGGACAAAUUUAGAAAACAAAAUUAAUUCUAACAAUAAUAAACAAUAGUAAUGAUAAUGAUAUACUGCAGACACACUAAUUUAUGCAAGCAUCCCCUCGACUUUAGCCUUCUGUUUUGAAUGUUGUGUUAUCUUAAAGGGAUUGCGUUUUUUAUCACAUAUAUUAAUGAUACAGGUAUAUUUCCUUAAUGUCAUUACUGGGAUUGCCAAAUUGUAUAUUUUGAUCGAGGAUGUUAACAUUUUAAUGCUUUGCAUGACUGGCUUCCAUUCUCCGUGCACUAUUAUGGCAUUAGGCAGUAUGUAAAUUGAUAAAUUGCCACAAGAAGAAGAACAGAAAAGGAAGCAAGGUGGAGUAAGACUGAAUCGAAACUGCUAUUUGGGGAGAGAAAGUCCAUCUGGCCACCAACUUUUCUCCUCUAGAGUGCAUGGAUAAUGAUUCUGUAGUGUGAUGGACAUAAGAGGCUGGCUUAAGCUGUAGGGUUCAUAUAGCUCUGUAGGGUUCAUCUAGCUCAGUGUUGUCUACUGGGGCGGUAGGCAUCAACUCCUAGCGCCCAGCUCUUUUGAGCCCUCCAAAUUAUUAUUUUUUGGGGAGGAGGGCAGCCUCCCAAUGUUUAGAACCAUUAGGCGGGAGGAGGCCAAGUAUGGAGCUGUGUAAAUUCAGUGGUCGGCUCCUCCUGCUGCUGUGCAGGGGAAGGAGUGAGAAAGCAGCCCCCGGCCAGUGGUGGUGGCAGGAGGAGGAAGAGGAGGUUGAUUGUGGAGCCGAGCAUGGCACAGCUUCAGUGGCUGCUCCCCCUCCUGCCACUGCCACGUAAGGGAAAGACGUGCAGCUCCCAACCUGUGGCAUCAGCAAGAGACGGAGGAGACUGGGUGCGAGAUAGGAGGAGAUGCGGGCCUUCUCGGUAGUGGCCCUGCCCUGUGAAACGCUCUCCCAUCAGAUGUCAAGGAAAUAAACAACUUUUAUAAGACAUCUGAAGGCUCUUUAAUGUUUGAAGUCUUUAAUGUUUGAAGUCGUAUUCUGUUUUUACUGGAAGCUGCCCAGAGUGGCUGGGAAGAUCCAGCCAAAUGGGCAGGGUAUAAAUAAAUUAUUAUUAUUAUUAUUAUUAUUAUUAUUAUUAAUUAUUGCUGCACCGCUGCCACAUUUGGCUCCUGCUGCUGCUGCUGCCACCCUGUCUCCUCCUGACAUCCUGAUGUCAUGCGGUGUCCCAACACUAUGUGUGCAUCAUCCCCACCCGCCAAUCUUCUCUGCAAGUUGGCAACUCUGGGUGGGGCUUUGGCUGGCAGAAACUCCCCAAGGUUUCAGAGUAGGGACAUCUCCAGCUCUGCUUGGAGAGGUCGGGACCUUCUGCAUACAAAACUGGUGCUCUACCAUUCAGUUUGCCCACAAAACAAUGGAGGGUCCUGUGGCACCAUAAUAUAGGAACAUAGAACAUAGGAAGAUGCAUUUCACUGACUCAGAUUACUGGUCCAUCAUGAUCUUGCUCAGUGUUGUCUAUACUGACCGGCAAUGGCUCCCCAGGAUUUCAGACAAGGCUGUCUCCCUGCCCCAUGCAGCACAGAUGUUCUACGACUGAGCUCUGGCUCUUAGUAACAUCGGGCAGGACUGGCUCAAGGCAAUUUACUAAGGGGUGAUAUGAUAGCCAUGUUCAAAUAUAUAAAAGGAUCUCACAUAGAGGAGGGAGAAAGGUUGUUUUCUGCUGCUCCAGAGAAACGGACACAGAGCAAUGGAUCCAAACUACAAGAAAGAAGAUUCCACCUAAACAUUAGGAAGAACUUCCUGACAGUAAGAGCUGUUCGACAGUGGAAUUUGCUGCCAAGGAGUGUGGUGGAGUCUCCAUCUUUGGAGGUCUUUAAGCAGAGGCUUGACAACCAUAUGUCAGGAGUGCUCUGAUGGUGUUUCCUGCUUGGCAGGGGGUUGGACUCGAUGGCCCUUGUGGUCUCUUCCAACUCUAUGAUUCUAUGAUUCUAUGAUUCUAUACUGCCUGCCCUGAGGGACAAUAUUGUCCCCCGCCCCCCUCAUUCCAAAUAGGCACACAAGAAGAGCCUGUUGGAUCAGGUCAAUGACCCAGCUAGUCUAGCAUCCUAUUCUCACAGUAGCCAACCAGAUGCAUGUGAAAAGCCAACAAGCAGGACCGAAGUGCCACACUUGUGAUUCGCACCACCAGUGGAGAUAGAAUGAUCUCACUUCAGCCCUGCAGACCAGGUAGCAUCCUCCACUGCAACUGAGGGCAGCACCCUAGCUGAGGGAGCACAGGGCAAGUGAAAUGGUACACACAGUUCUGUUGCUCAGCAUCUCCUGGCCGCUCACUGCAGCUCCUGCCUGAGGCAACUGUCUUGCUCUGUCUCAUGGGAAGGCUGCCCACCAGUAGGGGAACCAUAUGCAUUGGUUAAAAUAGUUCUUGUUUAUUAAAACAACCACAACCCAAGGAAGUGGAAGGCCUGGACCGUUCAGAAAAUAUUUGAUGCCCACCCCACACCAAAUUGAGAAAUUCCAUGCCUUUUCCAUUUUCCCCAACUACAAAAGGGGAGGGUUGUUGUUGUGGUUUUUGUUUCUGCAGAGUGCUUUCCCCUCCAGUUCAGCAGUAUGUUUCAUCACUCAUUUCAUCACUGUUGCAGUAAACACCAACGUCACCAGGAAGGUGUGUCCCACAUGCUUCGUUUUCAGCUCUAAGCCCUGCCAUGGUGACAAGACAAACUGUACUGGAUCCCAAGACUACUGCCUGACCAUUUCUGGGACUUACCAAGGUAAAUGAGAAUGCGGUAUGCUGAAUGAGGUUUUUUCAUAUUCUUUGCAUAUUAAUCCCAAGGAGUUUAGCUUCUCCCCUAUUCUCUUGGCAGUUCUAUGGUGAGGGGCUGGAAGAGAAUAACUGACCCAAGUCCAGUUCUUUCAACCCAUACCUUAAGCAGGUCCUCAUAAGUACUGCACCAAACUGACUCUACAAUGGAGGAAUUUAGGCUUAUCCACAGGUGAACUCUGUGCUAAACCCUUGUUCUACAUCAAAGCAAGCCCUCCUGGUUAGGGAUGGACAAGCCCAUGAAUUGCAGUUUCUCUCAGUUUUCAAUUUUACCCUUCUUAAGUUCAGUCACAUUCUGCAUCAGUUUGUGAUUGGAAAAAAUAAUACUCAUUGAAAUGGAUGUGAGCAACUUAGACCCAGUAGUUUCAGUGAGCUCAUUCCAAGCAGAACUUGGCUGGAGACAACCCUUUGCUCCUAGAGCGGGUAGAAGCAAAGGAGACCCAAUUGCUCAAAUGCAGCCACCCAUCAUUUUAGCUUCCCAGACGUAGCCCUUAAAUGGAGCAAAAAUGCAGAAACAAAUGUCAGUUUAAAACACUUGCAGCUUUCCAUCUAGAGACAGUCCCUAAAGCUAAAGACUUAUGUUAGAAUUUGCUGUUUCCUCAGCCCAAUGUGUCUUUCUUUUGUAUCCUGAGACCCAGCAUGAUCUCCUCAAGUUUCAUUUGGUUCCCAAACAUAUCCUUCAACUCCCUUGGUUCCAAAUCCACAAAACUACUUGGGUCUGAGUCCCAACUGCAGACUUUGCCCAUGCACAAUUUGACCACCUAUUCCUUCCCUGUACAGGCUGGGUUUAAACAAGUUAACCCCCCAAUUUUUAUUUUUCACAACUGUCAAUUUCCUUCACAGCAGGGAUGAUACUAUUUCUUUCCUGCAUUGUCCUUUUGCAGAUUCUACAGUUUCAUCUCAGGACUUCUAUGGGCAAGGCUGUGCUACUCAAUCAGCAAAAAUCCUUGUCAAGGGCACCAACGUGACCUUUGGAGAGGUGAAAAUCUCGAUCGCCACCAGUGACAUAAAGAAAGCAACUGAUGGAGCCAGCCUGGUACAUGGGAGCAUUGCUUUCACCGUUCUCCUGCCCUAUCUCCUUGGGCUCCUGCUGGACAAAUUCCUUUACUAAUUUCAUUUGGUUCAAGGUGCCUUCCUCAGCAAAGCUGGGAAAAGCAUCUCCAAUGCACCAUUCCCAGAAGUUCAGGCUCCAGCAUCUGCUAAUGUCUAUUUGCAGGCUUGCAUGUGAUUUCAAAGAGCAAAUUAGUUAAAUAAAGGGGGAUCCUAAUGCACCCGUCUUUGUGUGUAUGUUUGUGUAUGUGUGGUGUGCAUGCACCCCUGUGUGCAUGAAAAUGUGUAAGUUGGGAAUCUAUUUGCCUGAGGGAUGAUGAAUGUGUCAUUGGCCCUCCAGAUGCUGUUGGAUGUCCAUCAGACCCAGCCAGUAUAGUCAAUGAUCAUGAAUGAUGUGAACUGUGUCUAACCACAUCUGGAGGGCUGUAGACACCCCAUCCCUGCAUUACAGAAACAUUAUGCCUCUCUACUCCAAAGGGAGUCUCAUUGGGUUGCUUGGGAUUUGCUCCCAGGUAAGUGUGCACAGGAUUGCCCUGUUAGCUCUUUAAGUAAAUACAUUUUAACUGAUUUUAACUGAUCAACUCAAAGUUGCAUAGAUUUGCAUGUAUAGUGGUACCUUGGGUUAAGAACUUAAUUUGUUCUGGAGGUCCGUACUUAACCUGAAACUGUUCUUAAGCUGAGGUACCACUUUAGCUAAUGGGGCCUCCUGCUGCCGCUGUGCCACCGCCCCACGAUUUCUGUUCUCAUCCUGAAGCAAAGUUCUGAACCUGAGGUACUAUUUCUGGGUUAGUGGAGUCGGUAACCCGAAGCAUCUGUAGCCUGAAGCAUAUGUAACCUGAGGUACCACUGUAGCUAGAACAACACUUUCAAAAGGUGGAUCAUAUUUUAGUUGUUUUUUUAGAUGGCAUGCUUCAGGAGUCACCAACUUGAAGCACUUGGGCUCACAGGCCUUCCCUGGCUCCCACAGAGCUCCCCCCCGCUUCUGAAAUUUUGCUUGAUUUAUUUUUUUUGCUGUUGUAGCAAAUGUUGCAGGGUAUGUGAGGUGCUCACAGUACUUUCUCCAAUUUGCAAAUGUGCCCAUUGACCCCCAAAUGAUGGUGAUGUUUAAUGUGCAUGUGCAUGCACACACACACACACACACACAAACAUAUACCAGUUGCAGCAGGUGCCAACUUAGAAGAGGCAUCCCUCCCAAACGAAGCAAAGGGAAGAUGCUUCUUCUAAGACGCUGGCUGCCAGCUGCAGUUUUUAUAAUUACUUCUAUCAAAAAUAAUUCUUUUAAAUAAAUGAAUGAAUGCAUCCUUAGAUUAACUGGGCAGGCUUUUUUUAAAAAAGGCAAUUUAAAAGGUAUUUUAAUCAGUUAAUGUAGUGAAUUGGUCAAUGAAAUGAAAUGUAUUGUGAUUUCUUCUGAAAUCAUGCUUUGCAGAUGGAAGGUUUUAUGCUCAAUCUGCAGCUAACAGACCCUGUGUACCAAGAUCCAUGGUACCACUGUGGUGGGAAGGUAAACGGCGUUUCUGUGCACUCUGGCUUCCAUCACAGUGUUCUGUUGUGCCAGAAGCGGUUUAGUCAUGCUGGCCAGAUGACCCAGAAAGCUGCCUGUGGACAAAUGCGGGCUCCCUCGGCCUGAAAGCCAGAUGAGCACCACAACCCCAUAGUCACCUUUGACUGGACUUAAUCGUCCAGGGGUCCUUUACCUUACCUUUACCAGGACCAGGAAUGAAUCUCUGCUUUGAGACCUCAGAGAGGACCUGUCAAUCAAAAAAGCACAUGGAGAGAAGGACUAAUGAUCUGACUUGACAUAUAUGAGUUUUGCAUGUGUGCUUUUUAGAAUUAAACAAAUCUCACUUGAAUGUUUCCCUUUUUAAAAACUACUUAGAAUCAUAGAAUCAUAGUGUUGGGAGGGACCCUAAGGAUUCAUUUACCCCAACCCCUGCCGUGCAAACAAUAAUCAUGGUUGUGCAAUCUUAUGGGCACUUACUUUUUAAGGAAAGUCCUGUUGAAACAGAGACAGCAUAGGAACAGUCACCAGAAAAGACUUCCGGGGUGGCGCCAUCGGCAAUGGCGGACUCCCUCUGAACUGGAGGGACCAGCUCCGCAUGAAACGGGUCUUUUCCGCUACGGCGAAGCGGGGACCCUUCUGGAAAUCACAGGCGGAUGAAGCCUGUGACCGUGGGACUCGGCGGGCACCCUUAGCGCCCCCCCAACCCGCAAAGGAACCCACUAACGGGCUCUGAAGCGAAGAGGGGGAAGUGGCGCGGUGCUGUGAGUCAAUUGCUUUUUCUGCGGAGCGAAGCCGCAUGGCCAUUGCCGGAGAGCGCUGCCUUUUUCCUGGGACAAUUUGGCAUCUAAAAUAACCACCCGUGAGUACUGGAACAUUGAACAUUUGGACUUUAAAUAAGAACUGGUGAAAUAGAAAGGAAUUUGGACUUAAAAAUUUACCUUAAUUUGGUACUGAAACGGGAAGGUCUAAACAGGAAGUCAGCCUUCCGUUUCCUUGUAGCCAGAAUAAAGCAAAGACAACAUAAACUAGAGCUUUAAAAAUCACUUUCAAAGGAUUGGCUUUCAUCAUUUAAAAUCGCUGAACCCCCCUUCGGCAGCAGGAGAAGAAGGGGAUCUUUUUGGGCUGUUUAAACCUGCAGAAGUGAGUUUAAAGCAAAGUAAUUUUCCACCGUCCUGAUCCUGGAGCGGGGUGUCAGAAUUGACGUUUGAAGCUCAUUGACCAGAAACAAAUGUCUUUGGCAGAUAGUUAAAAGAAGAGAAACAUAGUGAUUCCAUUGUUUCCUUUCGCAUUUUAAAAAGAACAAAUAUGGACAAAAUACCUUAAAAAAGAAACUUUGUUGCAUUGUUUUUAAAAGAAAGAACAACCAGAAGAUUUCCCCCUAGAGGGGGACUGUGAAAUUGUAACUAAUUCCUGGGAGCUUGCAGCUGCCAUAGAUUACAACCGUGGGAAAGGAUUUGUGACCUUGCAGGACAAUGUCUUCAGAAGCACUGUUGGGUGCUCUCUGCAAAAUAAAUGCCCUAUUGGAUCAGUUAAGCCAGAAGAUGGAUUUGAUGACUAAUGCGGCCAGAACCUUUGAACAGGUAGUGGGAAAUUAUAUGGAGCCCACCCAGGAGCUAAAACAGGAGUGUGCCAUGACAGAACAGUUGAGAGAAGAGGAUGCUGCUGAAUCUUGGGCGCCAGAGACGGAGGGAGCUGCGGCCCAGCAGGAACAUAAAUUUUUGGAUUUGAUAAAUGAACUUGGAAAAAACCAGACUUGGAAAGAUAAAGUUUGGUUUGGUUUGGAAAUGGGGGGUUGGACAGACCCCCCUAUACAGGGAGAUUUGGACUUUUCGAGUCUGGCAAUGGGCCGCCAGAUGUUUGGAGCUGUGGGGGCUCUUAAUUUUGGAGGGAAUCUGAAACAUGUUUUUAAAUACCACAUGGAGUCUAGUCUGGACUAUGGAAAAGGGGCUGAUUUGUUGAAAAGGGUCAAAAACAUUACCAAGCUGGAGUUCCCACGAAUGAAAGGAAAAUAUGAAGAAGAGCUGCGGAAGGGACAUGGAAGAGACUUGAGGGCUUCGGAUAUAAGAUUACCAGGUUAAUGUGCUAGAUUAAUAAGAUAAAAAGGACUGACAAAACCCGGGACCAGGAGGAAGGGACGCUGGAUGAAGAUUGGAUUGUUUAUUUCUCUUUUUUUAUCAUUAGGAUUGUUCUAUAAAAUUGAUGAAUGCUAGAAAAAUGUUGAAAUGAAAUUACUUGGCUCUUGUAAAAAUGUUUAAAGAAUUUGGUAAGAAUGUUAUGGCUAGGAGAAGUUGGUAAAAAUAAGAUUUAAGUUUUAAACUUUAAGGUUUUCUAUAAGAUAAGAUGAAAAUAGAUUAAGGUAAUGUAAUGACAGAAUACUAUGAAAUAUGGAAAGGAUUUGCUGUGAUUAUUAUUAAUCAGGAUACAAGAAAAGGGAGGAGGAGGAGGUCAAAGAAAGAAGGUAUUGAAAGUGGAGAACUUGAGAAUGAUGGUUUUAUUUUUUAUUUUUAUUUUUCUGUCUUGUCUUUUUUGUGUGUAAUUUUUUAAAAAUUCCCCCCCCCAAUAAAUAUCAUU
This is a messenger RNA of Podarcis lilfordi (Lilford's wall lizard), 17150 nucleotides long. NCBI's taxonomy places the organism in Eukaryota, Metazoa, Chordata, Lepidosauria, Squamata, Lacertidae. The record is from the annotation of a GenBank genome assembly.